AUGUCGGAUGACAAUACCCGCCGCCACUGGCACGGAAGCCCCGGCGACCGUCACCAACAACUAAAUGUCUGGAUGAACGGCGGUGCCAAGAGCCCUAGUGGUCGUGCUGCGUGGGCAAUGCCUAACACGGGCACUAGAAGGGACUCCAAUACCUCCACCUCCUCAGACGGAAACAAACAAACCGAAGGCACCGGCUCGAACCUCCAAAGCCUAGGUGAACGUCGUCGAAGCUCAGCCGGCUCUUCCCAAGGUCUCUUCUCGAAUCUACAUACCCAGAAGCGUGAAUCCACAAACGCGGAUAUGGCCACCCGUCGCGCGAGCUGGAAUGACCAGGCUGCUAAGGGAGGCAUGUUCUCCAAGUGGUGGGAGGGAUACACCCGGGGUAGUGGUAGCAAGUAG
Molecule: messenger RNA, 399 nt
Organism: Penicillium verrucosum
Lineage: Eukaryota; Fungi; Ascomycota; Eurotiomycetes; Eurotiales; Aspergillaceae
Exons: 2
Coding region: 1-399 (132 amino acids)
Source: RefSeq, a predicted model, not a curated record